AUGAAAUAAAUUGCUUUUCGUUUGAAUCACAUUUGCCAUGCUCAAUUUGGAUUGCGUACAAGAGCUGGCUCCAUUAUCAAAACAAUCAAUCCAGAGAAAAAGACCAGGGAGCAAAUCAGAUUGGAGAUUGAAGAUCCUUUCUAAGCAGAAAGAUUACGAUAAAUCUAAUUAGAAGAGGAUGCCAAAAAUUUUAAGCAAUACAUUUACAAUUUGAAACAAAAUGAUAGCAAUCCCAAUAAUUUCAUUAAAGUCAAAGUUAAGAAUGCUGAAGUAACAAAAACUGAAACAAAAACAGAGACUGAUAAUGUCACUCCAUUUAUUGUUAAGAAAGUCCCAAAACAAGAGAAAAUUUUAAUUAGUGGAAUAAGAAGGUAUUGUUUAUGACAAUUCAUUUUAAAAUAGAAAAGUGCCUGCUUCUCUAAGAAGAUUAAUUCCUAUUUGCAGACCUUUAAUUAAUAUGCAUCUUUAUUAGGCUCAAGAGGCUAUUGCUGAUUCAGGAAGAAAAGCAGCUUAAUUCCUAGCCAAAACAUUAGUGAUGGUUAGAUCUCAUGCUGUCCAAAGAGGCUAUGAUCCAGAAAGACUCUACGUCCAUUCAAUUUAAGUUGGCAGAUAUAAGAAAUUCAGAAAGGCAAGAUUUCAUGCCAAAGCUAGAAUCAAUCCGGCUUUUAGAGAGACCAGUCAGAUCAAAGUUAUCUUAGAAGAAAGACCUACUAAAGAGGUUUAAUUUCUAUUUAUUUGUAGAUGUUCAAAGAUUUUGUCUAAGGUAAAACUCCCAGUGUCAUCUCCUAUCUUAUGAAGGAUUAAUUGGUUAGGGAAAAGGCUGAUUAUGCUAAAAUUAGAAGAUUCUAAUUGUUCCUGACUUCUAAAGGUAGACAACAAUAGAAAUUGAUGUUAAAGAGAAGGGCAUAAAAGGAAAUGAAGGAGAAGGUUAAGUAUAUUCACUAAAUUCUAGGGAUUGUCCUUCAAAUAUCUUCAUCGUCAGAUCGUGGAGUAAGAAGCUGAGUAAUUGGCUGAAAAUUAUGAUACAGGAAAGAGUGGAAUACAUAGAUUCAAUUUAGAGGCUAGACAGACUCUGUUCAAAAAGAAUGAGGAAAUCAAUAAUUGAGUUUGGAG
Paramecium octaurelia is the source of this 1113-nucleotide messenger RNA. The record is from the annotation of a GenBank genome assembly. NCBI's taxonomy places the organism in Eukaryota, Ciliophora, Oligohymenophorea, Peniculida, Parameciidae.